AUCUAACAGCUGAUGAUUUGAAAUGUGGUGUCUUGUUUUAAGCAUUAUUUGUCAAACUUUCAACUAAACAAUUUUAUGCUAUCUGUAAUGGAGAAAACUGUGAAUAAAGUCACAAUAGAUGUAGUAAGCAGUGAUGUUUUGAUCAUUAUAUUCGAUUAUCUGAAUGCAGAUGAUUUAAAAAACGCAUUGCUUGUUUGUAAAAAUUGGUAUGAAGUUAUUGUCAGCUAUGCCUCAACAAUGAGUAAACUACCUUUGGUUUUUAAACAUUGGAUAGUUGAUGGCAAGCCUGAACGCAAUGAUAUUCUGAACUUCAAUCGUAAUUUUCACACAAUCAUCGUGAGUAACACAAAAUUUAAUGAUGCCUUGGUAGAAAACAUAGUAAGACACUGCGGUCGCACACAAUACUUUCUGAUGAAAAGAGUGAUAAUGACACAAGAUCAAUUUACGGAAAUAUACAAUUCUAUGAAAUUUUGCAAGAAUCUAACAAUACGUAAGAGCUCUGCAAUUGGAGAUCUUAGCUUAACACCAUCAGGUCCCACAUUUUUGAAAACUUUGACAUUGAAGGCAAGCGAUUGGGAUUUCAUGGAAAUUUUAACAGCUUCAGGAGUUCAAGUUAAUGAGUUAAAAAUAAUGGACAGCUUCGAUAUUCCUUUCUUAGCACCUCUCGGUACAGAAGUAUUUGAAAAUUUUCUGACAAGUCAAACGCGUUUGGAAGUUUUAGUAUUUUAUGUUGAGCACUCUGAAAUGUUUCAAUUUAUCAACAAUUACAAUCCCCAUAAUCAUUUAAAAAAGCUGGCAGUUUAUUGUUUUGGGGCAGGACGAAAUUUCGUGAAACAAUUUCUUAUGCUAUUGAAGGCGCACAAAUCAGCGCUUGAAGAGUUGGAAAUCGAUCAUAUAUUAAAUGAUGACAUUCUUAGAUUUAUUAUCAACGAGAUGAAACUCAAGAGAUUGAAAACUUGUUAUGGACAUGUUUCUCAGUGGUUCUGUUCUGAACCCGACGUUGAUCAAGACAACAUCCAUUUAAAAUCUCUUGAUUACAUAUUCCAUCGUUAUUAUGAUGUUCGUGAUGAUUUUGUUGAAAUGGGCCUUGUUAAAUACUUUCCAGCUAUAGAAAAGUUAACUUUAUGCUGCCCUCGAAGAGAUGUCGAACAAUGUCUAACAUUCGUAGCACAAAAUUGUAUCUGGCUAAAUCAUUUGGAGAUUUUUAGAUUUUAUAACUUUAUGUCAGAACUUACAUUUCCAUGUCUUCAAACUCUCUGUAUUCAAGAAAUAGGAAACGUGAUCGAAUACAAUUGGAAAAGCUUCUUUUUAAACAAUUAUACAAUUAAAAAUCUUCAAUUAGGCAAAGUCUCAGCAUCUAAUGUGGGAUUGUUGACGUUCCAAAGUGAAGACCAUCUGAUCAUGAGAAUGCCAAUCGAUCUUAAAUAUUUGAAGUUUCAAAUUCAAUUUCAACUAACAUGGGACAUAUUGGAAAGAAUGUGUUUAACUUUCCCAAAUUUAGAAGAGUUGAUUUUACUUUAUAAUGAAGGAAAAUUCAAUCAAAAUCAUAUCAUUAACUUCACAAAUUUCAAAAUAACUUGCCACAAAUGGUCAAAAAGCAAAAGUUUUUGUAAACGGAAAGUAUCAAUUUUUCUACCAGAAAUAGAGGAUGGAUCAGAUGAAGAUUCUAAAGAAUGUGAGGAUUUACAAAAGAGAAGAAGGAUGUGGUAGAAGUGAACACCUUCAAAACUCGGAGCUAGACUCAGAAAAUUUUCAAGGAAACUAACUAAAUGCUGUAAACAUUCUUUAAUACAUAAAAUGGAAAUGAACAUUCAAUU
This is a messenger RNA of Clunio marinus, 1817 nucleotides long. Lineage: Eukaryota; Metazoa; Arthropoda; Insecta; Diptera; Chironomidae. The record is from the annotation of a GenBank genome assembly.